Pipistrellus nathusii (Nathusius's pipistrelle) is the source of this 426-nucleotide messenger RNA. Lineage: Eukaryota; Metazoa; Chordata; Mammalia; Chiroptera; Vespertilionidae. The record is from the annotation of a GenBank genome assembly.
AUGCCCGGGCUGGCGGGUGAGGCGGGGGCCGAGAGCGGGCCCCGGGCCCCUCCGCUGUACGAGGAGUACCGCCCGCCGCCCCUGGACGCCAUCCGCCUGCCCCGGUACGCGCUGUACCUGCUGCUGGCGGCGCUGCUGGUGGUGGCCGUGGCCUAUGCCAUCGUGGGCCAUCUCAUCAAGGACCUGGCCCACGACCUGGCCGACUGGGCCUUUGGCCCGAAGCCGGACCAGGAGGACGCCCCCCGGGAGCUGCGCCCGAGCCUGGAGGGCGAGGAUCUGGAGGAGCUGGCCCUGGCCUGGCGGGGCGAUGAGGACAGCGGCGGGGGCGGGGAGGGGGCGCCUGCCGCGGCCCCCGCCCGGGCCCCCCACCGCCCCUCCAUCGCCUUCAAGGAGCCGCCCACCCGGAGCUCCUGGAGGCUGGACUGA